This is a messenger RNA of Ilyonectria robusta, 1578 nucleotides long. RefSeq names its product amino acid permease. The transcript has 6 exons. NCBI's taxonomy places the organism in Eukaryota, Fungi, Ascomycota, Sordariomycetes, Hypocreales, Nectriaceae. Gene Ontology annotation, molecular function: transmembrane transporter activity. Gene Ontology annotation, biological process: transmembrane transport. The coding region runs from base 1 to 1578 and encodes 525 amino acids. Gene Ontology annotation, cellular component: membrane. The record is from RefSeq and is a predicted model, not a curated record.
AUGAGGGAAAAUGAAAAAAAAACCAUCGACCAUUUGUUCAGAGGUGAUACGUUAGGAAGCGCGGAUGAAGAAGUACUUGCAAACCUUGGUCACGAGCAGGAACUCCGGCGAGAGUUCUCUGUAUUCACACUCGCCGCCCUCUGCUCGUGUCUCAUGGCAAGUUGGGAGGCUCUAGCAACCGUCAUUACUACUGCGUUGACUAAUGGCGGACCGCCAUGUCUAUUUUACAAUUACGUGAUGUGCUUCUUGUGUACGGUGUGCAUCACCCUUUCCCUAGCUGAAAUUGCAUCCAUAUAUCCAACAGCCGGAGGACAAUACUACUGGGUGGCCGCUCUCAGCUCGGCUUCGAGGAAAUCUGGACCAGCAUUUGCGACAGGAUGGGUCUCCAUUGGCGGGCAACUCGUCUUCUCUGCCUCUGCCGCCUUCGCCGCCGGACUUGAGGUUCAAGGAUUGAUCAUCAUGAACCGAAGCCAGUACGAGCCGACCCGUUGGCAUGGUAUGCUUCUUUACUGGGCAAUCUUGGCAUACUCUUGCGUUGCGAAUGUAUGGGGUAUCAAGCUGCUUCCUCAUACAAAUAUGGCGGCUGGGGUCAUCCACGUAGCGGGGCUCAUGGGUACUGUCAUCACCAUCUUGGUCAUGUCGGAUAAGAACCCUUCAUCAUUCGUCUUUGUUGAGUCGGAAAAUAGUAGCGGCUGGAGCAAUGAUGCGGUAUCGUGGCUGGUGGGCUUGUUAAGCGCAGUCUAUCCGUUCCUUGGCUAUGACGCAGCCUGUCACUUGGCCGAAGAGCUGCCAUCUGCUAGUCGCAACGUGCCUCUGGCCAUGAUAGGCACCGUCGUGACUAACGGGUUAAUGGGCUUGGUAUACUGCAUCACUCUCUUAUACUCGACUGGAUCACUUGAGUCUCUACUGGCAACGCCAACUGGUUUUCCUUUCAUGGAUAUCUAUCUUCAAGCAACCAAUUCCCAAGCCGGGACCACCGUCCUAUCGUUAACGGUACCUAUUAUCGCCGCUGCUGCUAGUGUCGCCGGCCUCACAUCGACUUCACGGACGUUAUGGGCUUUCGCUCGUGAUAAAGCAACACCUUUCCAUAAACAACUCAGCAAGGUUGAUAAAAGACUCAAGGUUCCUGCCAAUGCAGUGUUCGUCACGACAGCAUUGCAAGCCGCCAUGGGAUUCAUCUAUCUUGGCAGUCCUACUGCUUUCAAUGCAACACUCUCUAUGGCUAUUAUUGGCAUGUACAUCUCUUACCUCUUGCCCAUUGUAUACAUGCUUGUCUAUGGACGUCGGCCCGCGACAAAGAAAGCCUACAGGUACUUCAAGCUUCCUGAUUGGCUGGGUGUAUCAAUGAAUGUCGUUUCUAUUGCCUGGAUCAUUCUUGUCAUCAUUUUCAGCACGUUUCCGACGACGAUACCGGUUACACCUCAAACAAUGAACUACUCAACUGUCGUUUUGGCUGGGUGGUUGCUUUUUGGUGCUUCAUAUUACUGGUUAUUUGGAAGAGCUAAAUUUGAUGUUCCCAUGUCAGAUUUGUCGAUUAUCCCAGCUGUCGGAGUGAGCAGAGGUCAAAUUAGAGGCUAG